This is a messenger RNA of Limanda limanda (common dab), 3937 nucleotides long. RefSeq names its product porphobilinogen deaminase-like. Bases 119 to 1198 code for a protein of 359 amino acids. NCBI's taxonomy places the organism in Eukaryota, Metazoa, Chordata, Actinopteri, Pleuronectiformes, Pleuronectidae. Gene Ontology annotation, biological process: heme biosynthetic process. The record is from RefSeq and is a predicted model, not a curated record. Gene Ontology annotation, molecular function: hydroxymethylbilane synthase activity. Gene Ontology annotation, cellular component: cytoplasm. The transcript has 14 exons.
GGAGCUGUCUGAGAGAAGUGCUGCCACUACUUCAAGUCUUCACGGGGUUUUAAUGGAGUCGCCGUGCACGCAGACGCGCUGUUGACUGAACAUCGACAGAGGGAAACGGACCGUCGACAUGUCGGAGGAGAACAACUCUCCGGAUGGGAAUGGCAAGGUUAUUCGGGUCAUCCGGAUCGGAACCCGCAAAAGUCAGUUGGCCCGCAUCCAGACUGACAGUGUGGCGGAGAAACUGAAAGGCCUUUACCCUGAACUCAACUUGGAAAUAGUUGGCAUGUCUACGACAGGAGACAAAAUCCUUGACACCGCUCUAUCAAAGAUUGGAGAGAAGAGUUUGUUCACCAAAGAGCUUGAGACUGCUCUGGAGAGGAAUGAGGUUGAUCUGGUUGUUCAUUCACUGAAAGACCUUCCCACCACUCUGCCUCCAGGAUUCACCAUUGGAGCUGUGUUGAAGAGAGAAAAUCCCCAUGAUGCAGUGGUUUUACAUCCAAAAAAUGCAGGGAAAACUCUUGAUUGUCUGCCAGAAAACAGUGUCAUCGGCACCAGUUCACUGCGCCGCGCUGCUCAGCUGAAGAAGAGAUUCCCCCAACUCGUGUUCAAAGACAUCCGUGGAAACCUGAACACACGUCUGAAGAAGCUGGAUGAGAAGGAGGAUUUUGAUGCCAUCAUCCUGGCUGCUGCUGGCCUCAAGAGGAUGGGCUGGGACAACCGGAUCAGCCAGAUCCUGGAGCCUGAAGACUGUAUGUACGCUGUUGGACAGGGGGCUCUGGCAGUGGAGAUUCGGGCCAGAGAUGUAGACAUCCUGGAAAUGGUGUCCGUCCUUCACGACGCUGAAACUGUGCUGCGCUGCAUAGCUGAGAGAGCCUUCCUCAAAAAGCUGGAGGGUGGGUGCAGCGUUCCAGUGGCUGUGAACACCGAAGUGAAAGACUCCCAGCUCUACCUGACAGGAGCAGUGUACAGCCUGGACGGAUCAGACAGUCUGAAGGAAACCAUGCAGACUAGUAUCGCUGCUACUGCUGACCAGAGCUCGGAAGAGGUGGACGAGCAGGUCCAACGUGUGGGAGUGACAGCCACCAAGAUCUCGGGUGAAGCCCAAGACAGAGCUGAGAUGCUGGGGCUUAACCUGGCCAACCUACUGCUGAGCAAAGGAGCCAAGGAGAUCUUAACAGUGGCCAGGCAGCUUAAUGAUGCCAGGUAAUCCAUCUCCACUGAAGAGCGGGGCUGCACAGUUGGCUGGGUCCUUGGUUACAGUCAGUCAGAGUCUUGUGUCAAGUAAAACCUUGAUUUUUUUUUUUUUUAUUAUUUAAUGUUACACCUUUAAAAUGAGCAAAAUGGUGCCAUUUAUACCUUCUGCACCAGAUGAGCUCGGUCAGCAGUCAAUAAAUUGUUACUUGGACCAAUGAUGUUCUCAGUCUGAUAAAAUGUCUCCUGUCAAUAUCAGCUUGUUCAGAGUCACUGCCGUGUGCAGCACUCUUGGUCUUGGUUCAUUGUACUUCAUGGAGCUUUCCAAACCACCUAUGAUGAACAAUGGGAAGCAAAAAGUGGCCUUCAAACAGUAACACAAACCAACCCUCAGCACUCAGGCUACAUCUAUAUUACUACAAUUUUGUUUGAAAACAGUGUAACUGCACAACAGCUGUUAGCAAAAGCAACACGCUCCGCCACACUGAUAAUUGAUGAUUCGAUGCCCUAUGUUUUCUUCUGGAAGAGGGUCAUGUGAUGGGAGCCUGAUGAAUCAGAGGCCGAAAAGACAGAAUCAGCAAGUUGGUGUGUUUAUGUCGUUUCUAAACAUCUUUGUGUCUUUCUGGCCAGACUAAAACUCAACCCAAGAGUUUUCAAACUAAAACAGGGCCAGAACAGUUUUACAAACCUCUCGGUUUUGGAGGACCUAAAACUCUGCGGUAGUGUGGACACCCGGCGUAUCCAUAUCAGAGUUGAUGUGUUUUCACAUGAAAAUGUCAUAGUAUGGAUGUAGUCUUAGAGUACCAUCACUGGCUGAUGUCCUCAUGGUGAAACCCUGCAUUGUUUUUUAAAGCAUAUCAAUAUAGUAUCAGUGUCUCAGAAAAAUACAACAUUUUGUAUAUUUUUCCCCAAGGAUGUUUUAUCCGCGUCCAGUAUCGGUUUCCCCAAGCAGGUAGAAUAGGGUUGUUAAACCAGAGCUCCUCUCAUAGCUUUUAUCUGUUCUAGCUUUUGGAAAAAGAUGACUUGAUGGUACCAAAGACUUGUUUCCAAGCACAUGGGCACAUUUUCUGUGAUUUGUCUGGUAAUUAUCCACUGAAAUAUGGCUGGGAGGUUGUGAAAUGUAAAUAAAUAUGUAAUUUAAGUCAUUCAUUCAUCAGCUCUAAACUCCUUGGAGGUUGAUGACCUUCUUUUUUAAACUUCCACCUUCACAAGUUGAUCAGACCUCUUCCACUGGAGUGUUAAAGUAUUAUGUUUUAACAUGUAGGCUCCUUAAACAGAGGUUUUCUUUCUGCAUGAUCUUCAUUCAGCUCAUGUUGAUAGCAACAUUUUCAUCCAAGGAGGUUUACCAUGUUUUCAGAGUAUGCUGGCUACUAUAUAGAGAGAAUUUAUUUCAUAUACAUGACGAUAAGCAUUUUGUGACGCUAACAGCUUUGUCCCAAGUAUAUUUUUUUAUUUCAGUUUUGCUUAAUGAGUGGAGAAUCCAUGUUAAACUUUGGAGUUCAUCUGGUCUCUGUUUUCUUGCCUUUUAUUUUAAAUGCCCUCUGGGCUGUUGUGUAGUGUUACUUUGUCCUGUUUAUGCUCUGCUGAUAGCAUCUUCAAUCAAUGGUUGUAAUAUCUGUCACAGAUUAGGCAGCAAACUAGGUUUUAGCUGAGGUAUAACUGCUAGGUUGUUUGGUUAUAUAGGAGUAGAAUGAACUGUUUAAAAUGUGAAGGACACAGAAGCACAGCCAGUUAUAAGCUGUCAUGUGUUGGCUAUGGGGGAUACUCCUGUUGUGUAGAGUUAGUAAGCGAGACAGACCCUAUUUCAUUGAAAAUAAUGCACAAUAUUACAUUACAUUAUCAGUAUAUUACUGUUGUAUUGCCACAUUCUGAACACUGGCUCAAGGCUUGAUUAAAUUACAAUUAUGGACUCGGUCAUGUUGAUGGUACUAUGUUGUGCUGAAUUUUAAAGAAUCACACCUGCUUCACCUAACGUAAGAAAUUCAUUAAUUUUCACUUCAUUUUGACUGGUAAUAAUUACAUCUGUAUCUCCUGAGAUGGAUUUCAUAUUGAUGGUGUAUUUUUCUUGAGAUAAUCUCAGUUAUUAUACAUUGAAUAAUCAAUAAACUCAUACAUAUGUAAUCUGUAUCUAAACACCAAAAAGAUAUGUAUGCUGUCAUCCUGAGUUGCUAAAUCCUUAUUUCAACAUAGAUAUGCCAAUGCAUAUUUUGGUGAAUACAAUGCGUUUCUGUAUAGUUCAUCCAAACCUAUUAAAAAUGUUAGCAGUUUACAUGUUUUUGUACAAUUGAUGAAAACCUGAUGCUGUAGCAGAUUUCCAACCUGCUUAACCAUAAUAGGUUCCCUAAUGCAAUAAACGUAAAUUAUUUUUCAACUUUCCUAUAGCUUCUAUCAAAGUGCCAGCUGUCAUUUGUGCCUGAGUAAAGCUGCCUUACAGAACUGCAGAACUAAGAACUGUCUGUUUUUGCUCUAAAAUCACAGUAGAUCUUUAUUCUGCAGCCGUAAACCCACAGUCAGUGUGUUGUUGUAUAACUUUAUUUUUUAGGUCUUUAUUGUGUAUUAUACUUAAUUUAAACCUCCUGAGAAAGGUGGUAAUAUCUGCCAUAAUUAUUUUGCAGCUUUAAUUUCUGUAUGAGUUAACAUUGAAUGUUCUUUUAUUUAGAAUCUGUGUCACGGUAACAUGUUUUGACACUUAUGUGGAAGUCAUGUCAGAUUAGAAACACUGAUAUGUUAAUAAAGAUGUGUGUGUUAUACCUGA